This is a messenger RNA of Colletotrichum navitas, 962 nucleotides long. RefSeq lists its product as uncharacterized. Lineage: Eukaryota; Fungi; Ascomycota; Sordariomycetes; Glomerellales; Glomerellaceae. The transcript has a single exon. The record is from RefSeq and is a predicted model, not a curated record. Bases 128 to 727 code for a protein of 199 amino acids.
UGAAGUCCAGCAGUCAUCAUGGUAUAUCAACGUCUUGUCUCCGGCAGUCAUCUAAUGCAAGGACGAAAUCCUUACCGUUGGUUCAAAGCUUCGUUGGACCAACCGCAGGCCAGGCGGUGCCGCGACGAUGGGUUCGACGUUCAAUGUCCUGCUCGUUGCCAAGCGCAGCCAAUCAGAGGGGCCGUCUACGCGCGGCACCCGCAACCAACGCCCAACGCCAACACCAAGCCGCAGAAGACGAGACAGCAAACAGGAGAGCGGACAGGCUCCUGAACCAUUGUGUCGGUACCAUCUGGGUCAUAUGAGUGGACGAGCGAGAGAAAAGAGAGGGCUUGCCUGCCUCGCCCCGUUGGGCUAUUUCGAUAGAAGUCCGAGCGAUGAGGCUGCACUUCCGGCGCUUGUUUAUACAAGGUCCGCGCAGCUUGGUGCCUGUUGCCACUAUGAAGGUCCAAGGGUUCGAGUGGCCUUGGACGAGGCAGGAGAGGCAAUCGCAAACCCGAGAGAAUGGUACGGCGGCUAUUCUCGCUGGGAAAACCCGCCUGUUCGGUUUGGAGGUAGCGAAAAGGCCGCGGAGAGGGGCCGAGGGGGAACGAUCAGACACAGCGGGCGAAGCGAGGCACAUUCAACGACGUGGCAGGCUUUCCAGCGACGCCAAGGGAGAGAAAUAUCGGAUGGACCGACGAAGGGGCAAAGGAAGUCGGGGGUGUUCCGGCGCAACUUGCAGUGAUAUGGACUGGAUAAGAUGGCAGCGUAGUCUCGCCAUGGACCCAUGGCGUGGACCGCGAUCUUCUUCGCGCGAGGCGCUUCGGCCGCCUGAGUUGCUUGUGCUUGCUUGCUUGACGAUGUGGGAUAGAUUGGAACGUGUCCUUCCCUUGGCGAUGCGCAGGCGGAUAGUUCAGGCUCUUUGCCAGAGCCGGUGCUGGACAUGAUAAUUGUGUCCUGUGACCGAUCCAGUCAGUAUA